Molecule: messenger RNA, 933 nt
Organism: Pochonia chlamydosporia 170
Lineage: Eukaryota; Fungi; Ascomycota; Sordariomycetes; Hypocreales; Clavicipitaceae
Exons: 1
Coding region: 1-933 (310 amino acids)
Source: RefSeq, a predicted model, not a curated record
AUGUCGGCUAUUCAACUUUCUUUCUCUCUUCGCGUCUCUUCUGGCGUCAAGACUGUGCACCUUCUCGGCUCUUGGGACAAUUACGUUGGUCAGCUCCCACUCUCCAAGGACAAGUCUUCUUCCAAGUCUGGUUCCUGGAAGGGAACGUUCCGCUUCCAGAACUCUACUCUCGAGGCUGGCCAACGAUACUGGUAUUACUACAUCAUCGAUGGUUAUCAUGUCGCCCACAACCCCAGUGUCACCUCCACCACUGAGCCCACCACCGGCCGCGAGCUGAAUAUCCUCGACGUGCCGUCUGAGAAAUCUGACAAGUCUUCUUCCCGCCACCACAAGUCUUCCUCGUCUUCCAAGGAUCACAAGUCAUCGUCAAAGUCGAGCAGCAAAAGCUCAUCGCGCCAUCACUCCUCUUCCAAGGACAAGGAUGGUCACAGGUCUUCGCGAAGCCGAACGUCACUCACAGUGGACAUCCCCAAGGGACGUCCCCUCUCAGUGUCCCAGAUCCAGGCUCCCAAGCCCAUGUCUCCGCACGCGACCAAGCAUAUUCUCGACUCAGACUACUACGACAAUGAGCAAAUCGAGGAGCUCACUGCACGCUUCGGCAGCGCUGGCAUCGACGACGAAGAUGUCAUCACCAACUUUGGCACCUCUCCCGUUUCAUCCAGUGGCUCCUCCCUGUCCUACCGCUCCGACAGCUCAUCUCCGAACUCGUCCAUGUCCGGUUACAGCACACCCAAUUCAGACUGCAGCUCAUGCACUUGCGAGCGCUACGGAAUCACCCGCAAAGGCGAGCGCGUCAAGCUCGACUGCGGCGGCUCCAGGUGCGGAUAUGGAGACGACAGCUCUGACUGCUCAAGCUACAUCAGCGAGGGCGAAGAGGACGAGGUUCAAUACUCCCACAGCCACUCUCGCCGCCACGGCAUCGUCGUCACUUGA